UACAGCGAGGGAGGUAAUACUCAUAGCAAAGAGUGCCCCAAGCGAAGCCUGGCUCUAAUCCCUAGUCCUUAUCCCCUCGGAAAGAUAGGGAGGGAAAGAGCGACCAACAAAAAUCCCAAGCUGGUCUUGGUACCGAAUUUUCUUUUCUUUUUUUUUUGAUUUGAUAUUAAAUUCCUCAAUACUUCCUCUGUGAGGAAAGCGAGAAAAGAUGGCAAGUGCUUCGACUGCGUCUCUUGCGCGGGCAGUUGCCGCGUGCUCUGCUCGUCCGCCUCCUACAGAGGCGCGGAGGGGACAAGCUGCAGAUCAUGUGGACGCAAAGGGAGCUAACCGCGACGCCCCGAUCUCGAUCUCGAUCUCCCUCUCCCUUUCUCUCAGCUCGUCUGCCGCUGCCGCCGCUUCUGCGGAUGCCGUGAGCAGGCGCUACGGCCUGUCGGCCUGCUUCCUCACUUUUCUCGCCUUCUCCUCCUCCUCCUCCUCCUCCUCCUCUGCUCGGGCCGCCAUCCUGGAGGCCGACGACGACGAGCAGUUGCUGGAGCGCGUCAAGCAGGACCGGAAAAUAAGGCUUCAGCGACAAGGCGUCAUCAGCUCUUCCGGAGAAGAGACAGGAUAUCUGCAAGAACUAGUCUACAAACUGAGCAAAGUAGGCCAAGCUAUUGAGAACGACGACCUCCCUGCAGCAAGUUCUGUUCUAGGCCCGAAUGCCGAUGCCGAAUGGGUGCAGCAGGUUAAUACAGCAUUCAUGAAGCUUCUAAUUCGGUUCCCUUAUCAGCUGAGCUCCAGCCCGGAGGAGAAAGUUGAGGUGGAGACAUUCAAUUCUUCCUUGGCAUCUCUAUUUACAUCAGUUGGUAAGCGCGAUGUCGAGUCUUCUAAGAUGGCUUUUGUGUCCUCUGCCGCCGCAUUGGAGAAAUGGAUAGGAUUGACCGGCUUGGUCAGUCAACUAAAAGGCCUUUGAGCAGAGUCAAUGACUGGAAAACAGUGAGCCUAACGCUUCCCUUGUUGCUUUGAGAUUGUCCUCUGCUGUCUCCAUACCAGCUGGAUAUUCUUUUCUCUUCCGCAGCUGUAACUAAUUGUGUUACAUCUUCAUUGGUUAUAAAAUCUUGGAUAUUGGUUGUGUUACCGAAUGAAACCUCCCUUCUCCUAGUGUUUUAAA
Ananas comosus (pineapple) is the source of this 1150-nucleotide messenger RNA. Its product is annotated as thylakoid lumenal 16.5 kDa protein, chloroplastic. NCBI's taxonomy places the organism in Eukaryota, Viridiplantae, Streptophyta, Magnoliopsida, Poales, Bromeliaceae. The record is from RefSeq and is a predicted model, not a curated record. Gene Ontology annotation, biological process: photosystem II repair. The coding region runs from base 209 to 952 and encodes 247 amino acids. The transcript has 4 exons.